Messenger RNA from Armigeres subalbatus, 3789 nucleotides. RefSeq lists its product as uncharacterized. The coding region runs from base 1097 to 3619 and encodes 840 amino acids. Lineage: Eukaryota; Metazoa; Arthropoda; Insecta; Diptera; Culicidae. The record is from RefSeq and is a predicted model, not a curated record. The transcript has 5 exons.
GUUAAUUUGUUGAAAUGUAAAAAAACUGGUUAAGUGUCUGAAAUGGCAACACUGACGUACGUAUCCAUUCCUCGAAUUCUUUUUGAAAUCAGCGUAAGUCAAGUGAGUCUUUUCAUUUUCUGUUUCAUCAACAAGCUAGAAGUUAACCGCCAGAAUAUAUAAGGAAUAUAUAAUGUUGGAAAGUUAUUAUCUAUCUGUUAUCUGUUAGGGCCCGGCCACAAUGGUGAGCGCUGCGGUGCGUUUUGACAGUUAACCCAUGUAUUUUCUGUCAAAACGCCCCGCUGCGCUCACCAUUGCAUUGUGGCCGGGCCCUUAGCAUGCGCGUCAGCGGCAAUACACAAUGAACCAUAAAUCAAUUCACUUUUGGGUUUGCUCCACUCAAAUUCACACAAAUGCUACCUUCCUUUCAGUGUAAAAUUGUAAACCACCCGUGGGUUUCAUGAACUCAAGUUUGUUAUUUUUCCCUGGACUAUGUUGGAAGAACUCAAAUUUGGCUUCUUUUAUGUGAAAUCUCAAGUUGGGCCGAUGCAUCUCUCUUUGAUUUAAAUAUUGUUCAUGAGAGAAAGCGAGAAAACUACAGUAUCCCCGUUCAUCCGGCUCUCGCUAAUCCGACGACUCGUUAGUCCGGAUCUCGCUAAUUCGGAAUUUUCUGGAUUAAAAAGUAUCAACCCUCAUUUGAAUGCAUUAUGCUCUAAGUUUUCAAACUUGUGCUGUGUUUUUGUUUUGGUACAUUUGUGUGGAUAUGACAGUCGGAUUAUCGAGAGAAAUCUUUUUUGUAUCAGCCCCCCGCUGUAAUAUACUGUAAUUCAAUUUGAGCUAAAAAGUCAAGAGCUUAGUGUUUUUAUUAUACAUAUGUAUAUGUUAUGUAUUCCAAACUUAUUUUUUUCGCGUUAUUUCUAUGUCCUAAUAAAUAAUCAGCUUCGAAUGUUAUUGAGUCUAAAGAGUCUUCAAAAAAAAUUCGUCUUUUUUAAAUAUUAUUAGAGUUUACUUUUCACAACAACAGAGCAAAUUGUAAAUUGUGCAUAAUCUGCGACAAACAUUUUCACCUAAUUAACAGUUAACUGAACACAAAUUUUAAGUAUAAACCCCUUGUGAGAUGUCCUCUAAAAUGGGUGAAAAACGGAGACCUAAUCAUUACUGGUUGAUGGAUCCUUGGUACAACCAAAAAUACGUUAAAAAGCGCAUGAAAACAAACCAGCCCCAGCGUCUCAUCUUUGAGGAUAUUGACGAUAUUGUAUCGGAAGCCGGUGAAGAAUCACAAUUAGAUAACUCUUUCAGUAAUACCAUUAACAAUAAUCCCAUUGAUCAUGGCCAGUUGUCAGAUGCUAGUUCCAAGUCAACAGUAUCAGGCAGCUGUUUUACUGGCCUUCAUAGUGUUCCACAAGAUGAUCUGAAUAAUGCCACGAAUGAAGAAAAUGAUUGGUUGGAUGCACAAUGUGUGCACAACAGUAUUGCAAGUAUAUGUGACGCACCGAGCACAGUCUAUGACUCUGAUGAUAAGAAUAGCGAAGAUAUCUUUGAUUCGUCACACAUAAACGCGAGUAAUGAAUUUGUCAAAUUCAAGAAAGACAUUCGAAUUGAUGAUGUACUGCUUAUGAUACUUAAUAUUUAUAUUAAGUAUAAUCUACCACAGCAAGGAGUAGAGCACAUAUUACGAAUGUUCAACGUGAUCUCCACAGAUAACACCUUUCCAGAGUCUUUCGAAACAUUCAAACACAUGUUUCCAAGUAAUUGUAAAAUGGAGCGCAUUUAUUUUUGCCAAAACUGUCAAUAUGGCUAUAGCGGCACACCUGAUCCAGAAACUGAGUGUCCUAUAACAAAUUGUGGUGCAAAGAAAAAGGACUUUUUUAUAGUCUUCCCAUUGGAGCAGCAAAUUCGUGAAACGGUUUUGAAAUAUUCGCAACAGAUAACUGAUUAUGAAAAACACGUUAAUGAGAAUGACAUUUGUGAUAUUAACAAAGCAGAUGUAGCGCAGGCAAUAAUGGCACGCGAAGGCGGUAAAUUUAUAACGCUUUCUGCAAAUGAAGACAGUGCUGCGCCGUUCAAGAGUACGACCAAAAAACCCCUGUAUCCUCUAUUUCUAACAGUCAAUAAUUUGCCACCUCGAUUGAGAUUCGACAAAAACAAUCUUAUCAUUGCUGCCCUGUGGUUUAACGUAGGAAAACCUGAUAUGGCAUUAUUUCAUAAACAUUUUAUUCUUCAAACUCAACGGCUCCGCGAAGGAAUUAAAAUUGGAUCCGAACACUACAAAAUUAUAAUUCUUCAAGAUUGUUUGGACUCAGUGGGAAGAUGUGAAGUAUUCUGUUCGAAGCAGUUUAAUGGUAAAUUUGGCUGUACCGUCUGCCUUCAUCCCGGGAAAGUGAUCAACAAUCAAAUCCGAUACCCUCACCAACAAUCUAAGCUCAGAGAUGAUAAGUCUACAAGAAAGCUCAUGUUGCAGGUACAAAACUCAGAGAGACAAGAACCCAUUCUUGGAAUAAAAGGCUUAAGCGUGCUGACUGGUAUACCUGAUUUUGACGUAAUCAAAGGAUUGCCACCAGAUUAUAUGCAUUUGGUCAAUUUGGGCGUUAUGAAACUAAUAUGGGAACUGCUCUUAGAAGGUGAUGCCGACAAUAAAUCGCAACCUCACCAUGUUGGAAAGUACAAAGUGUUGUUGGAACAAAGAUUACAGAGCAUUCGAUUACCAAGCAGCUUCCCAAGGCGGUUAAGAAGUAUAUCUGAAUAUGCCAAGUUCAAAGCCAGUGAAUGGGAAACUAUACUUUUGCAUUGCAUUUAUCCUUGUUUCAUCGACCUGAUCCCAAUCAAGUACAUAAAUCAUUUGAUGCUAUUAAGCACAAGCAUAUUUCAGCUUCUCGAAUAUAAAAUCUCAAGAGUCACUCUUUCCACUUGCGAAAAAAAUUUGAAACUCUUCGUACAAAAUUUUGAAAUGCUUUAUGGGACGAAAAACAUGGUGUACAAUAUUCAUUUAACUUCUCACCUAGCACAGACGGUCCGGAAUCUAGGAGCUCUUUGGAACACUUCAUUAUACCCGUACGAAAAUGGCAAUAGUAUGCUUAUAAGAUUUCAGACUUCAAAGAACCAUCCUGUUCUUCAGGUGUCUCAAAAAUACUUAUUAAAUAGAGUAUGUCACUUCAGUGAAUCACACAAUUCACCUAUAAGAGAUUGGAUAUCGAAGGUUUGGACUAAUGUGCACCACAACGUAGAUUUUAGUGACAGUAAUAAAUUUGUUUUGCCGCAUAAUGUUAAUAUAAAUAUAGAGCCAAGAGAUAUCGAUUUUUUCGAGAUUGGGAAGUAUUAUCACAAAGGCGUUAAAAUUUGUUCAAAAUAUUUGUGUAAGAACUUUAGAUAUGAUGAUUCAUUUGUUUCUCUUAACGGAGAUUUCAUAAAUAUCGAUCACCUAUUGGUUGAUUCGAAUAAAAAUGCUUAUGUUCUAGGCACAGUCUUGAUAGCUACAAAAAUAUACGAAAACAUGUAUUCUUAUGAAAUAUCAGACAUUCAAGUCUUAAGGGGUAUCAAUGACUCGCUUCGAUUAUGUGUUAAUGUUGAAAUUUGUCAUAAGGAAGAUAAACGCAUAACUAAAUUCAUUUCGGUGUGUAAAUCAAGAACUCAAAUCGAUUAACGCCUUUCGCAUAAAAUCAAUUCAAACAUAACCUAAAAGUGAUAUAGGUAAGUUAAUAAUUAUAUAAAUAAUCGUAAGCAGCAAAAUUAUAUAAAUAGUCGUAUGCCGCAAAAAUGUCACUAAUUUUGAUAUGAAUUAGAUAUAAAAAAUCAUACGAAGAAAUAAAAAAU